Molecule: messenger RNA, 315 nt
Organism: Exophiala oligosperma
Lineage: Eukaryota; Fungi; Ascomycota; Eurotiomycetes; Chaetothyriales; Herpotrichiellaceae
Exons: 1
Coding region: 1-315 (104 amino acids)
Source: RefSeq, a predicted model, not a curated record
AUGCAUUCUGAAUGCCGGAAUGCCCAACACAACCUUGUUCUGGUUCGGCUUGGUGACACAAGUCAGGUCGGGACAUGGCUGGACGAAGAUGAGACAGUAAAACUAUCGAAGAAGCUGAUACUCGUGCCAAAAACAAAAAAGCCAAAAAAAAUUCUCCCUCUCCAAAACAAUCUCCCCCUUCUCCCUCCAAACCCAUCUCAAGCAUAUACGUCUCCUGCCUCUCUCCCAAGGGUUGACGUCUAUAGAAGAUGGGAGAUCAAACUUUUCUACUCCCUAGAUCAUCAGGCAGUCCGCCUGGCAAUUUUUUCAUGCUGA